This is a messenger RNA of Amphiprion ocellaris (clown anemonefish), 3540 nucleotides long. Its product is annotated as nuclear GTPase SLIP-GC-like. Lineage: Eukaryota; Metazoa; Chordata; Actinopteri; Pomacentridae. The record is from RefSeq and is a predicted model, not a curated record. Gene Ontology annotation, molecular function: protein binding; GTPase activity. Bases 1444 to 3525 code for a protein of 693 amino acids. The transcript is spliced from 18 exons.
UGACUUUAACUCGAUUGGAUUAGCCGCUGGAAGUGGCGCGGAGACUCCGGAGGUGAAGAGGGGAGAGAAGAACGGGAGUUGCCGGGCGGAACGGGAGAGGAGAGACGGCGAGGAUCCAGGGGAAGACCUGCGCUUUGUGAGCCAAGGCAGCACCCGAGGCUGGUUCCUGUGUGCGGCAGAGAGACGCUACCCCGGUCGGCUGUGAGAGGAAAGUUCUGGGGAGGAAACGGCCCGCGCCUGCCGGCCUUUUCAAAAGACAAACUGCGAGCGACGAGCCUGCAUCGGUCUGCCUCGGUCUGGGCGGCGUUUCUGGACGGAGCGGAGGAGACCGUCUACUCAUCAGGUUGGACCCAUCUCGUUGUGAAUUCAUGUCUGCAGAGGAGUGAGUACUCCUGCUCAAAGAACCGCCCUAUUAACUUCUACUGUCCGAGAUUACUCCUGCUCAAAGAACCGCCCUAUUAACUUCUACUGUGAGUGAGUACUCUUGUCCGAGUAGCCGCCAUCUUGUCUUAUACUGUGCGGAAGUCCGCCGCUGCGCUCUCCUCACCUACCGGUCUACCCGGGUAACUGUUAUAUUAGCCGGCUUUUUCUUUUCUUUGUUCGGUUAGCAGUAUUAAUUGAACGUGGGCCCACUUCACCUGUCUGUUGAACUUGUAAAAUCUGUUAUGAGUUAUCUUAAGCUAAUAACUUUUCUCCGGUAAGUCGCUGCCCUAUUUUCCCAGACGACACUCCUCUGACUCUCUGACCUGGUACCUGGAUGCUGGACGUGACGUCACUUUCAAGCCCGCGCUCUCGCGACGUUAACGUCGUAUUAACCCGACGUAUCAAAGAGUAGAGACUGAGAACAAGAUAAUUAUCUGUAGUUUACCUGAGUGCCCAACCCAGUGCAGCACUCUGCUGUGAAGGUGGAGACAUGCAGCGGUGGUGUAUGAGCGACAAUAAAAAAAAUAAAUAAAUAAAAAGAAAAGAAAGAAAUUUGAAGGAGUGGCGGUCCAUCGCUGCUGAAUGAAUGUAGAGGAAACGCUGACUAAUAACGUGUGUGAAAAGUUUGUGCGCUGCAGUUAAUUGUUAACCUGCUGUGAGACCAAAUAGAGGAAGCUCGGGGGUGCAGUCUGCAGAGAAUAAACCGCUUCUACUAUCACGUCAUAAACCAUAAAUUUCCUGCUCAUCGGUUCAUUUCCUGGUCAGCCUCUGACUGUAGGUUUAUUCCUGCUGCUUCUCUCAUAGAGUUUAUUUUGUCGUCUGAUCUGUACCUUUCCAGCCUUUUUUAUUGAACUCUCCUGUUCUUGACCUCCUGUUGUUCCUGAACUUUUGCUGCUGUAUUUUUUCCUCGUGUCUUUGGCUGCCUGUUGCAGGUCUGUGUCUCUCUACUGACGUCUCCCUCCUGAACUCCUCACCUGCUCUGGUCUGCAUUACCUUCAAUAUCAGUUCCUGUUCUUGGUCAUGGAUGACUUUGUUUGUAACAAACUGACUGAAUGGGGUCUCAGUGAGCUCAUUGAUAGAUUUAAAGAUCAUAGCAUGGACAAGGAGAGUCUGUAUGAUCUUGAUGAUCAAGACAUUAAAGAUUUGAUCCCAGAAGUGGGACCAAGAGCAAAAUUCAAGAAGAGACUCAGGCAGUUAAAGGAAGAACAAAACUUAAAUCAGGCAGCAGCUGAUUCUCCUGUUCCAAGUCAACAGAAGCAUGAAGAAGCAGCUGAUUCAGUUCAGGUUUUGCCAUCAACAAGUGCUCAAGGAAAGAGAAAGUUGGAUCUUCAGGGAGAAUCCAGCAAAUGGAAAUCACCAAAUAAACGACAACGUGAAAAUGAAAGGCAAUCAUACACAGAAGCAGUCAUAUUGUCUGAUGUGAAAAACAUCAUGGGAUCAGUCCUUGCAAGACUUCAUCACCAAGACAACACAAAGCUCAAUGCUUUCCUGAGGACUAAAAUCCAUGAUUUGGAGACAGACAAGAGGGAACUGGUCGGUGUCUUUGGUAAAACUGGGGCUGGAAAGAGCUCUUUGAUAAAUGCCAUCAUUGGAGAGAAAGAUCUGUUGCCCUCUGGAAGUGUCACUGCCUGUACCUCAGUCAUGAUUAAAGUGGAGGCAAACAUACGCAACUCAAUGUACGAAGCAGACAUCGAGUUCAUUACACCUGAGUUUCUGGGAGAUAAAGCACAUCAGGACGACGACGAUGAUGACAAUGAUGAUGAUGAUGAUGAUGAAGAUUAUCGUGACAUUACUGAAAAGCUGUCAGCGCUGUAUGGAGAUGAAUGGAAACACAAAACCCCUGAAGUCCUCAUGGACAACAAAUAUUUCAGAGAAAUUCUAUACCUUCUCCAGUCCAAGAAGAAGACUUUGACAUGUGAAUCAGCCAAAGAGCUUUCUGCAAGAUUAGUCAAAUACACAAGAAGUGCCUCCAGUGACGGAGAAGGUAAAGAAGGAACGAGGUGUUUUUGGCCACUGGUGAAGUGUGUGACUGUCAAGGUGCCAAAUAAUGAUCUUCUCCAACACGUCACACUGGUGGACCUUCCUGGAAACGGAGACCGGAACAAGAGCAGAGACAAAAUGUGGAAAGAGAUUGUUGGAGAUUGUUCUACUGUGUGGAUCGUGACUGAAAUCAAUCGAGCAGCAUCAGAAAAAGAACCCUGGGAGAUCUUGACGAAUACCUGCAGCCUCAUGGGAAAUGGUGGCCAGUGUCGGCAAAUUCACUUUAUCUGCACCAAGUCUGAUCGUGUUGAAGAUCCAGAUGAUCAUCCAGCAGCUGAUGUUCAUGCUCGCAUAUUUCAAAGAAACAUGAAAGUCAAGGAAGCUGUAAGGAAAGAAUUCCACAAACUAAACAAAGUUAAGAAACACUUCCAAGAUGACUGCCUCGAGGUGUUCACAGUGAGCUCCAAAGAGUUCCUGAAAAGAAAACGUCUAAAUCCGGAGGACACUGAAAUACCAAAACUACAGGAUUUUUUGCAAACUCUCAAUGACCGUCACUCAGAGACAUUAAACUAUGUGUCUGGAGCUUAUGGGAUUCUCUCUUUGAUGUGUGGGGCCAACUGUGGAGAAGUGGUUGGCAAAAAAGCAGAAGUGUGCAGAGACCUUGAAGAAAACAUGAGGCGUGAACUCAGUAAAGUCAGAAAACCCAUGGAAGAGGCUUACCACCUGUUUGAAAAAUGCCUCAAAGAAGGAGUUCAAACAUCCAAAACUUCAUGUGACAAAACCUUGAAGUCCAUCUUAGAACCUAGAAAUGUGCGUGGUGGUGGGUUUCAUAAGACGCUGAAGUCUGUAGUUGAGAACGGGGGCGUCUACAAACCAAAGAAAGGGAAACAAAUAAACAUCAACAUGAAGCUAGCUUCAUAUCUGACCAACAGCAUUGAUGAGGAAUUCAGGAAGACCUUCCCAAAUGAUGUAAAACGUGGACCGAUCAGCAGAGUCAUUGAUACAUUCUCACUUGACACAGAUGAGCUGACUCAAAAGUACAAAGAUGUGGGAUUGCAGCUGAACUUUCUGAAGACAGAGGUAAAGAUAAAACUAGAAUCAACCUGUUCAUUAGUACAUUAGCAAGCAAGCAAGAGA